AUGGCAGAAGAUAUUGAAGAAGAGGAAGGAGGAGUCUACUUGGGGGUGUACGAAGGUGGAAGGAAUGAAAAAGGCGAGCGCCAUGGUUUCGGGAAAGCUAUUUUACCUAAUCGCGAUACCUACGAAGGAAUGUAUGAGAACGGACUUAGAUCGGGAAAGGGCUACUACCUUUUUAAAAAUGGUGCUCGUUACUUAGGUGAAUACUUAGAAAAUCGCAAGCACGGUCAAGGCACAUUUUACUAUCCAGAUGGUUCUCGAUACGAAGGCUAUUGGGUAGAAGACAAAAGAAAUGGAUAUGGCACCUACUAUUAUAUUAAUGGUGACAUUUACGAGGGCGAAUGGCGCAACCAUCUUCGUCAUGGAGCGGGAACAUACACCUUUUCAGCGACUGGUUGCAAGUACAUUGGUGUUUGGAGAAAUGACAUUAUGGAUGGUUCCGGUGAAGUAGUCAACGAAAAGUAUCGCUUUAUUGGUACUUGGCGAAAGGGAAAGCUUUUCGGAAAAGGAAAAUACGUUUUCGAUAAGUUAAUUUGUCAACAAGUUGGUGAUUAUCUCAUUUUGCCCGGACAACCUGAGGAGAAGAGAAAGGAAGACGGUGACGACUUUCAAGUUUCUCGCUGGCGAGCUGUGGGCAUUGAAAAAACUAUGGCCGAUGAGCCCGAUGAAACUGAAGUAGACGUUGCAUAUCGGCGCAGCUGCUGUGGUAAUUUUGACAAUGGAGACAUCAUUUGUAGGCGAUGCAGUGACCAAGUCACAUUCCCAGAGGUGCGAAUUCCAGUUGAGAUGUCGUCAAUUUGGGUGAAGCAAAUGCCAACUCUGGCUGGCACCCACUGGUCUCAGCACAUGGCCAAGCGUAGCAAGUUCAAGAGUGCGUGCUCGGGUCACAAUGUCACCAGUUGA
Messenger RNA from Mesocestoides corti, 900 nucleotides. The record is from the annotation of a GenBank genome assembly. Lineage: Eukaryota; Metazoa; Platyhelminthes; Cestoda; Cyclophyllidea; Mesocestoididae.